GUGACGGGCUGCAGAGGGGAGGUGGUCCGGGACUCGGGCCCCUCAUUCCCUAGGCCGAAAUUCGCGCCCCCGUGGGUCGCGACCCUCCUCUCCUCCCUCUGUCCUCUCCCUUGCAUUUGUCGCACGCACGCAAAGCUGCUGUUUAGGAGGGGGUCGCCCUAAACCGUUGUCGAGCCAGAGUGCCUCCUCGUCUGCCGAUGCUGUGACUCCCAACUCGGGCUCCUGGGAGACUCCUCGGGCUGGCAUUCGGCGUCGGGUAGCCGUUGUGUAACAGCAGCAGCCCUGCCCUAGUUAUCUGUCUGGGAGGCGAGGAUCCCUCCACUGGCGAGCCGUGUUUAGGUGUCGUGAGAUCUUGUGCGAAGAAGCCCAUUGGCACAGCCCAGCCCGAAGCCCCCAAAGAAAGGAGAAGCACUGCUUGGCCUGAAAUCAGCUCCUCUUAAAUAAGGAUCCCCGCCCCUUUCUGCGGUACCCGGGUGGCGCUGGUUGAAGACAGAGCCUCCUCCUGUACGUGUUAAUUUAGAACAGAAACAGUCAUCGAUAAAUACGGUGCGGUCUUUCAAGGGCGCUGUGCGCCUCUGUGAUUAGGAGGAGCCCUUUGUUCUGUCUCUGGUGUGUGGCGCGUUCAUGAAAGCCUUCAGCAAGCCGGCGAAAGCUCCUGGCCUGGUUCAUGAAUACAGUAGACAUCUGUGGGGAAGCCUUUCCAUCUUUCCUGGCCUUUAAAUCUUUGUGCUGAAGUAGCUGUGAAUGUCUCGGUUCAAUAUUAAAACGCUGUGUGAUGUCAUCCUUAUGGUCCAGGAAAGAAAAAUACCUGCUCACCGUGUUGUUCUUGCCGCAGCCAGUCAUUUUUUUAACUUAAUGUUCACAACGAACAUGCUUGAAUCAAAGUCCUUUGAAGUAGAACUCAAAGAUGCUGAGCCUGACAUCAUUGAACAGCUUGUGGAAUUUGCUUACACGGCUAGAAUUUCUGUGAAUAGCAACAACGUUCAGUCUUUAUUAGAUGCAGCAAACCAGUACCAGAUCGAACCCGUGAAAAAAAUGUGUGUUGAUUUUUUGAAAGAACAAGUUGAUGCUUCAAAUUGUCUUGGUAUAAGUGUGCUUGCAGAGUGUUUGGACUGUCCCGAAUUGAAAGCAACUGCAGAUGACUUUAUUCAUCAGCAUUUUACUGAAGUUUACAAAACCGAUGAGUUUCUACAACUUGAUGUCAAGCGAGUUACACAUCUCCUCAACCAGGACACUCUGACUGUGAGAGCAGAGGAUCAGGUGUAUGAUGCUGCAGUCAGGUGGUUGAAAUACGAUGAACCUAAUCGCCAGCCAUUUAUGGUUGAUAUCCUCGCUAAAGUCAGGUUUCCUCUUAUAUCAAAGAAUUUCUUAAGUAAAACGGUACAAGCUGAACCACUUAUUCAAGACAAUCCUGAAUGCCUUAAGAUGGUGAUAAGUGGAAUGAGGUAUCAUCUCCUGUCCCCAGAAGAUCGAGAAGAACUGGUCGAAGGCACAAGGCCCAGGAGAAAGAAGCAUGACUACCGCAUAGCCCUAUUCGGAGGCUCCCAACCACAGUCUUGUAGAUAUUUUAAUCCAAAGGAUUACAGCUGGACAGACAUCCGCUGCCCCUUUGAAAAACGAAGAGAUGCAGCAUGCGUGUUUUGGGACAAUGUAGUAUACAUUUUGGGUGGCUCUCAGCUGUUCCCCAUAAAACGAAUGGACUGCUAUAAUGUCGUGAAGGACAGCUGGUAUUCCAAACUGGGCCCUCCAACCCCCCGAGACAGCCUUGCUGCCUGUGCUGCAGAAGGCAAAAUUUAUACCUCUGGAGGCUCCGAAGUCGGAAACUCGGCCCUGUAUUUAUUUGAAUGCUAUGACACGAGAACGGAGAGCUGGCACACGAAGCCCAGCAUGCUGACACAGCGCUGCAGCCACGGGAUGGUGGAGGCCAACGGCCUGAUCUAUGUUUGUGGUGGGAGUUUAGGGAACAAUGUUUCGGGGCGAGUGUUGAACUCCUGUGAAGUUUAUGAUCCUGCCACAGAAACAUGGACUGAGCUGUGUCCAAUGAUUGAGGCCAGGAAGAAUCAUGGACUGGUGUUUGUGAAAGACAAGAUUUUUGCUGUGGGUGGUCAGAAUGGCUUAGGUGGUCUGGACAAUGUGGAAUAUUAUGAUAUUAAGUUAAACGAAUGGAAGAUGGUGUCACCGAUGCCGUGGAAGGGUGUGACCGUGAAGUGUGCAGCGGUUGGCUCUAUAGUUUAUGUCUUGGCUGGUUUUCAAGGUGUGGGUCGAUUAGGACACAUCCUUGAAUAUAAUACUGAAACAGACAAAUGGGUUGCCAACUCCAAAGUCCGAGCUUUUCCAGUAACAAGUUGUUUAAUUUGUGUUGUUGAUACUUGUGGAGCAAAUGAAGAAACCCUUGAAACAUGAAAAAUGCAUGAACUUCGAGACUCAUCGGAGACUCAGAAAUAUGGCCACCAGAGCUUUGUUCCAAGAGUUUGGUUACAAAGUUUUAGUUUGGCAUUUUCUUUUUUUUAAGGAAGUUUCAAAUAAAGAAACAUCCCUAUAAAAUCGGUGUUUUUUUAACAUGGGUUUCCUUACUUAAUUCAAAGACCAUAUUUUAGCUGGCCACAUCACCAAGAACAUAUCUAGCAAGAAAACUUGAAAAAUUAUAAGCAUUUGAUGAAAAUACGAAUUCUUAAAUGAAUGUCACACUUGUAACUACGAUUAUGACAGAGUGGGGGAUUGGCUCAUUAGUGAAGCAGUUAUCUUAGCUCUAGAUUCUAUUUUCAUAUCACAGAAGUGCUAUGGCAUUAGAUCUGAUUGUUUCAGUUCAGUCAAGAACUAAGACACAGUAUGAAUUAUAAGUCAAGAUAGGCAACUCCGAUGGAGCAGUUUAGUCUCACAUAAUUUGUCUUCAUGUGUCCCAUUUAGUGCCAAAUUUAUUCCAUUUUAAAAGCAAGGCAGAGUGAGUCAAGGCAUACACACACUCUCUCACAAAACUUCAUAAACAUUUUGGAAUUUAAAAAUGUACCAAACUCCUCAUGAAAUAUAUUCAGUCCAGUUAAAUAUAUUCCAUCUUUUAAACCCAAAAUACCAAGCUUAUCACCCAUCAUUAGUUUGUAUCACUGUUUUACCUAGCGCUUAAAAAAUUAUUAGGCUCUUCAGUCCUCGCUGUUACAUAAAAUCCAAUCAUAAGAGUGACUGACUAGCAAAAAAUAAAGCUAUUUAUAGCAAAUUUAUAGGUCACUAGAAUCGCCCUGUUAUCCAAUAUCAAUGUUGACUUUGAACUUCUUAUGAAUUAAAAUGAUACAUGAUUUCUUUUUCUUAGCAAGACACAUCAGAGGUAUUUGACCCCAUUAAAUCUAAGUUUUGUAAUAAUUUGAAUGAAAUAUUUGUCACCUUGUAUAAAUUGCUUUUAUGUGGUCAAUAAAUCUUUUAUAAACUCAUCUGCUCAUUUCUUUCCUAGUAAUGUUUUGCCCUUUUACAUUAUGGAAUGUGUGGAGUGAGCCAUAUAAAGCUGUCACCAUCAAUGUUUUUAUCUGGUAAUAUUAAAUAUUUUUUAACUAAAA
Messenger RNA from Hipposideros armiger (great roundleaf bat), 3545 nucleotides. It is a transcript of the gene KLHL7, whose product is annotated as kelch like family member 7. Gene Ontology annotation, biological process: protein ubiquitination. The record is from RefSeq and is a predicted model, not a curated record. The coding region runs from base 745 to 2403 and encodes 552 amino acids. Lineage: Eukaryota; Metazoa; Chordata; Mammalia; Chiroptera; Hipposideridae. The transcript has 12 exons. Gene Ontology annotation, cellular component: Cul3-RING ubiquitin ligase complex. Gene Ontology annotation, molecular function: protein binding.